AUGCUGCGCUGGCGUGCCGUCCUGCUCCUCCCACUCCCACUCCCUCCGCCGCCUCGCUUGCUUCGCCGCCUGCCGCACCCGCGCGCCCUCUCGUCCUCGUCCUCUUCCCCGCUCCCGCCGCCGGGGAUGGAGGCUUCCUACAAGUUCGGGCCCUACAAGAUCGACGCCAGGGAGGUCUUCCACGCCACGCCCCUCUCCUACGGCAUGGUGAAUCUCCGCCCGCUGCUCCCGGUUGCACAUGUCCACAUUCACCUCAUCCCGAGGAAGAAAGGGGAUUUUGAGAAAAAUGAUGAAAUAUUUGACGCGAUUGAUGUGAAAGAGAAAGAACUGAAGGAGAAGCUUGAUCUGGACAUUGAGAGGAAAGAUAGAACCAUGGAUGAAAUGGCUCAGGAGGCCAAUGAGUACCGUGCUCUUUUCUCCUAG
Messenger RNA from Miscanthus lutarioriparius, 423 nucleotides. Lineage: Eukaryota; Viridiplantae; Streptophyta; Magnoliopsida; Poales; Poaceae. The record is from the annotation of a GenBank genome assembly.